AUGGGUUUUCUCGCCUAUAUCCUUUUCUUCACCACAGUUAUAACGUUUUCAAACCUUCCGGUGGAAGCACAGACAGUAGAAUGUGAUCGACCGCUUGGUCUAAGGGAUGGCGCUAUUAAAAAUAGUCAACUAUUUAGUUCUGGUCCAACUACAUCGGGCGUUGCCGCACAGUACGCUCGAUUAUUUUCCAGUAGUGCAUGGUGUAUAAUGUCUUCGCAAUUCGUUGCCGGUUCGCAUUAUUUGCAAAUCGAUUUUUUACAAGCAGUCAACGUAACAGCUAUCGAAGCUCAAGGUCAAUCAAGAUCAGGAGCAACAUCCUAUUACACUCAAUAUUGUUCAACUGCCGAGACUUCCUCUUGCCAAUUUAUAUUGGAAAACGGAGGCCCCAAGGAAUUUAUAGGCAGGGCUGAUGGAGAAGAAAGUAUUUUAACAAGAUUGCCUAACCGAGUGCUUACUCGUUAUAUACGUAUUUAUCCUUUACAAUUUGUAAACAAUCCUUGUAUGAGAUUAGAAAUUUAUGGUUGCUCAGCGAUUGAUUUUACUCCUGCGCCUGCAACGACAGAUGCGCCAUGCAAUGUAUCACUUGGGAUGAGCGACGCUAGAAUCAAUGAUAGUCAAAUCUAUGGAGAAGGGGAAACUUUUAUCUCAACAACUCCAAAAUUUGCUCGACUGAAACGCGCAAGUGCUUGGUGUAUUCGCCCAAAUUACUUCCAACCUGGAAAAGAUUAUCUUGAAAUAGAUUUAUUAAGAAAUGCAACAUUAACUGCUAUCGCGGCACAAGGUCAAUCCAAUUCCGGAGUAAGCAUGUUUCAAAUGAUGUUCUCUAUUGAUAUACCAGAAAUCUCUUGGAAAAAUUAUACAGCCAUUAAUUCGACGAAGCCGGAGAACUUCGCUGGUGGAAUCACAAGAAGAGAUAUCAAAACCCAUAACCUAAAGGAGGCUUUUCACGCUAGAAGGCUUAGGAUCUACCCAUUGCAAUAUAUAUCAGCGCCUUGUAUGAGAUUAGAACUUUAUGGUUGCCCCUUGUACUAA
This is a messenger RNA of Trichoplax adhaerens, 1032 nucleotides long. RefSeq lists its product as uncharacterized. The transcript is spliced from 5 exons. The coding region runs from base 1 to 1032 and encodes 343 amino acids. The record is from RefSeq and is a predicted model, not a curated record. NCBI's taxonomy places the organism in Eukaryota, Metazoa, Placozoa, Uniplacotomia, Trichoplacea, Trichoplacidae.